Fomitopsis serialis is the source of this 897-nucleotide messenger RNA. RefSeq lists its product as uncharacterized. Bases 1 to 897 code for a protein of 298 amino acids. The record is from RefSeq and is a predicted model, not a curated record. NCBI's taxonomy places the organism in Eukaryota, Fungi, Basidiomycota, Agaricomycetes, Polyporales, Fomitopsidaceae. The transcript has 11 exons.
AUGUCGGCGACUGCUGCGGAGAUGGCUGCGCUGCAGGAGAUCGUCAGAUCGACUAUGGGUGCCAUUAUGAUCGGUCUGUUCUUUAGUUCCACUUUCUUCGGCAUCACUCUGUUGCAAACAUAUCAGUACUACGACCGCUACUGGUCCGACGCCUGGUGGCUGAAGCUCUUCGUUGCUGUCAUAACGAUCCUAGAUGCGCUUCAGCUCGUCACCGUCGUCCACGCGAAUUGGUGGUAUCUCAUAGCAAACUACGCCAAUCCGCAGGCGCUCCAAUACGUUCCAUGGAGUCUAGGACUGGAGACGGGAUUGACUCAACACACGCAGCUCGCCGCAACGAUCGGGACGAUCAUCUGGGCAUCGACCGCCGCGCUCGCGUGCAGUAUCGCGGGUGAUGUGCUAAUCACGCUCUCGAUGUGCUACUACUUGUAUCUCGGCCGGUCGGGCAUCGCUAGGUGCGUGCGGCUCGGACAAAAUGAUCAUGUGCUCAUGAAGUAUACAGUCAACACCGGAUUGCUGACGACCGUGGCCGCGAUCUGUACCAUCAUUCUGUCAGAAACGCUCUCGAAGACGUUCUGGGACACGAUGUUCUACUUCGUCGUCAGCAAGUGCUACGUCAACUCCACGCUCGCAACGCUCAACGCGCGCGAGAAGCUGCGCAACCGCGUGUACGUGGGCACCGCGUCGGGCCCGACGGCGGGCGGCGCGAGCACGGGGUACCGCCCGUCGCUGUCGUUCGCGCCCAUGGACCCCGUGCAAAGCGCGUUCACCCACUACACGGAGGACUCGACCGCGUCGGUGUUCAGCGGGACGGUCGUGGGCUCGGGCCGCCAUGUCGACGAGGAAGAGGAGGACAAGGACGAGCGGAGGAAGGCCGGGGGCGGCGGGUAUUUGGUGUGA